Molecule: messenger RNA, 1197 nt
Organism: Cryptomeria japonica (Japanese cedar)
Lineage: Eukaryota; Viridiplantae; Streptophyta; Pinopsida; Cupressales; Cupressaceae
Product: monooxygenase 2-like
Exons: 5
Coding region: 1-1197 (398 amino acids)
Molecular function (GO): FAD binding
Source: RefSeq, a predicted model, not a curated record
AUGGCAAAUAUGCAGAGUGGCAGCAAAAUUUUGAUUGCAGGGGGCGGUAUAGGUGGAUUAGCCACUGCACUUACUCUUCAUAGACUAGGAUUGAAAAGUAUAACCGUGCUGGAACAGGCAAGCUCAUUGCGAGCGACAGGUGCCUGCCUCACAAUUUGGGAAAACGGCUGGAAAUCACUUGAUGCUCUGGGCGUGGGAGACACUCUUCGCCGCGAUCACACCCGAAUACAGAGAAUCGACACGAUCUCCACAACCAGGGGCCUCACCAAGUCUUUCGAUCCACACCAGCAUGAAGUGCGCUGCGUGCAACGGAAGAAGCUUCUGGAAGCCCUAGCUCAAGCAGUGCCAUCAAAUACCAUUCGAUUUAGCUCUAAAAUUUCUGCAAUUCACCCAAGGCAAGACAAUUCAAGCAUCGUUACACUCGAAGAUGGAAGCCAAAUUUCGCCAAAGGUGGUUAUAGGGUGCGACGGAGUUAAUUCGACCGUGGCCAAGUGGCUAGGGUUUGGAUCUCCAAAUUUGGCGGGUCGCUCUUCAUUUCUAGGGUUAGGGUCUUUUCCGCAAGGCCACCAUUUUGAGGCGAAAUUUGUCCAGAUGUGGGGAAACGGAAUGGUGGCCGCUUUUGCUCCCUGCAAUGAGAGGGAUGUUUACUGGUACUUGUCUCGGAAGAGCCUUCCUCGAGAUGCGGAAAUCUCGUACAAUGCGGUCAUUCUUCAAGAAGAAGCACAACAUUUAGCAGAAGAUUUUGGAAACAAAGAAAUAAUGGAGGUGAUACAGAGAUCGAUUCCUAGCAGUUUAAGCCUGGCAAUUUUGAAACACCGCUAUCUUUGGCCGUUUACAGCAGGAAAAGCGCAGAAAGGCAGUGUGACCGUGGUGGGAGAUGCGAUGCAUCCGAUGACUCCUGAUUUGGUGCAGGGCAAGGCUCUGGCUCUGGAGGACUCGAUCACUUUGGGGAGGUUUUUAGCAGAAGUGGAUUUAGAGAAACCAGCUGAAAUUGAGGUGGCGUUGAAGAAAUAUGUGGACAAGAGGAAAGGGAGGGCUUUUGGAAUUGGGGUGGGAUCCAGCGUUUCGGGAAUUAUGCAGAGUGGAAGUUGGUGGUUGCCGAAGCUUAUUCGGGAUAAAGUUGUGAUGAAUACAAUUUCGCCCAAGAUGCUUCGCUAUGCAGAGUAUGACUGUGGAACUCUUCGAAACGUUUCUUAA